AUGUUAUUAAAAGAAAAUAAUAAAAAAUCAAUAUUAAUACAUAUAAAAGAUAAAAGUUUUUUCAAAAAAACAAAAGGAUUUCCUCAAUUUGAUUUUAUUGAAAAUCAAAUUAAAAUUGGAUUAUAUGAAUUUUUUACAGAUAAUUAUGAUUCACCGAGUGUAAUAGUAUCAAUAUCAUUAAUUACAAAUUUUAUAAAAUUAUUUACAUUAAAUAAUGAAAAUUUAGAUUUUGAAAUCGUUAAAAAUGUAAUUAAAUCAAUUGAUUGGAAAGAAGGAUAUUUCAAUAGUUUUAAUGCUAUUGAAAUGGAGGAACUAUUAAAAAAAACAAAUUUAAAUGAUGCAAUUUUAAAUCAUCAUUUUUCAAAUGAAAUUAAUACUUUUUAUUUUGGAGAUAUUGAAAAUCCAAUUUUAGUUAAAUUCAUUGAAAAAUAUUUCCAAGAAUGUGGAUUUGAAGUUAAAACAUUUCCUUUUAAUCAUUAUAUUAUUGAUAUCAAUAAUAUAGAUAAUAAAAUCAAAAUAAUUUCUAAAUUAAAUUCAAUAAUUUCAAAUGAUAAUAAUAUUGUUCCUUUAUCAAAAUCUGAUGCAUAUUUUAUAAAUGACAAUUAUAAAUAUAAAACGGAAUUUUCAAUAAAUGAAAUAUUUUGGGCAAUUGAAAAUGGUUUAGCAUUUGGUUAUAAAAUUAAUAAUUAUAAUAAUAAUAAUAAUUAUAAUAAUAAAAAUAAAAAUAAUAAUAAAGUCAAUAUAGUUUUUGAUGAAAAUGAUGAAAAAGAAAAGAAAGUUAAAAAUAGUAAUGAUUUAGUUUGUUGGAAUUUUAUUAAAUCUGAUGGAAAAUCAUCAAAUUUAUACACGUUACCAGAAUUUAGAUGUAAAGGUGUUGCAUUAAAAGUAAAAGCAAAAUUAACAUUAUCAUCAAUUGAAAAUAAUAUUAUACCAUUAUGUUCAACAUCACAUGAUAAUAUAAAUUCAAUUUCUCUUAUUGAAAAAUUAGGUUUUAAAUAUUCCUAUUCUAUGGCAGUAAUGGUAAUAUCAAAAAAUAAAAUUAAUUUUGAAUAA
Dictyostelium discoideum AX4 is the source of this 1053-nucleotide messenger RNA. RefSeq lists its product as hypothetical. Bases 1 to 1053 code for a protein of 350 amino acids. Gene Ontology annotation, molecular function: acyltransferase activity, transferring groups other than amino-acyl groups. The transcript has 2 exons. Lineage: Eukaryota; Evosea; Eumycetozoa; Dictyosteliales; Dictyosteliaceae. The record is from RefSeq and is a predicted model, not a curated record.